CCACCGACAGGCAGGGGGAGCGCGCGCCAGGCGAAGGGGCUACACUUUCAUGGAGGGGGCGGAGGCGGAGGAGCGGGAGUGGGCCGCGGUGGCCCGGGACCUGCUGGCGCUGGGGUAUGAGGGUUUUCCGGGGGCGGCGUCGCUGGGCAACUCGUGCCCAGACUUCAGGGCUCUGUGCGCGCGGCUGGCGGCGGAGCUGGCGACUCUGGGUGCCCUGGAGCGGCAGCGAGAGGAGGGCACGGAGGCGCUGAGCGCCGGCGACGGUCCUGUUCCCGAGGAGGAAUUCCUGCGACAGUUGGCCGGCCUGUUGCGGGAGUUGCACUGCCCUGACCGCGAGCUCUGCGGCGGGGACUGCGCGGCCUCGCUGCGGGAGUCCGGCGCGCGCCUGCGCCUGCUGCGCUUUCUCUGCUCAGAGGUCCAGGCUGCUCGCCUCCUCCGCCUGCAGUCCCGUCUGGAUCCCAGCCCUGAGCAGUCCGGUGUGGAGGGGGCAGAGGAGGGAUCUGGCCUGGUCCAGGAAAUGGUCCUUACUCUCCAAGCUCUGGGGCUGCCUAGACCCAUGCCGGGGACCCCAGCCAGCCAGCUGCUUCGAGACUUGCAUGCCAAGAUCGCGGAGCUGCUGCCUUCCCUGCCCGCAGGGUCCCUGCAGCCCCUCCUCAGCUACCCGCUGGAUGCACCCAGAUGGGAAGCAUUGGAGUCUCUGUCCCAAAGCCUGCGAGAUCAGUACUGCUGCCGCCGCUGCCUCCUCCUCAAGCGCCUGGACCUCACAACAUCUGCUUUCCACUGGAGUGAUCGGGCAGAGGCCCAAGGAGAGGCCAUGAAGGCAGUGCUGAUCCCAAUUCGAGAGUCUCUGACCCCAGAAUCGGAUGUCUCCAUUGCACACGUCCUGGCUGCUCGAGCUGACCUGUCACGGCUUGUCCCAGCCACCAGCAAGACUGCCCGCCGAGGGACCUGCUGUGCUAUCCACAAGGUGCUUAUGGGCAGCGUUCCAGACCGGGGGGGCCGCCCAAAUGAGCUGGAGGCUCCCAUGCCCAGCUGGCAGAGCAGAAGAGAGGACAGAGGCGGGCAGAAGGCAGGCCGCCAGUGCUGGGGCCGCAAGAAGAAGAAGUAAAGGGGGACUGGUGGUUGGGGGAGGGGUCCUUCAUGAGAUGCUGACAUUGAUAAUCUCUGAGGAGUCACUGUGAGGGUUUCUCUUGGCACUGGCACCCCAGCCCCAUAUCCCCUGUUCCUGAGGUCCCAAAUGUCCUCCCCCCCAUCUACCAUUAAACACCAAGGACCAUGUUCUCUGGAAAAUAAAUUUAAUUAAUUUA
This is a messenger RNA of Eubalaena glacialis (North Atlantic right whale), 1307 nucleotides long. It is a transcript of the gene TSLIG3C, whose product is annotated as family with sequence similarity 98 member C. The transcript has 8 exons. Gene Ontology annotation, cellular component: tRNA-splicing ligase complex. The coding region runs from base 50 to 1108 and encodes 352 amino acids. NCBI's taxonomy places the organism in Eukaryota, Metazoa, Chordata, Mammalia, Artiodactyla, Balaenidae. The record is from RefSeq and is a predicted model, not a curated record.